GCGCCACUCCACGGAGCUGGACUUCCGGCUCGUGACGUGUUGGCCCGCUGCAGAACCGGAAGCUGGUGGCCGUCCGGCGUAGACGUCAGAUGCAGCUUGAACUGCGAAGAGGAGCGAGUGACCCGUCUCCACCUCAGCGACAAGAUGCUGCGUUGGCUGCUCGGAGUGGCGCUGUGGGCUCGAGCGGCGGCCUUCUACCUGCCGGGUCUGGCCCCCGUGAGCUUCUGCGAGCCUGGAAAAGACCAAGUUCCAGACUGCAAGUCGACCAUUGAGCUCUUUGUGAACAGGUUGGAUUCAGUGGAGUCUGUUCUGCCUUAUGAAUAUACUGCGUUUGACCUUUGCUCAGAGAAAACAUUGAAACGUCCAUCGGAGAAUCUGGGCCAGGUUCUUUUUGGGGAGAGGAUCGAACCCUCACCGUACAAGUUUGAGUUUAAGAAGCCUGCGACGUGUCAGAAGGUCUGCACCAGAACCUACAACACCAACGACCCGUCAGACAAAGUCAAACUGGACUUCCUCAAGAAAGGCAUGUUACUCAACUACCAGCAUCACUGGAUUGUGGAUAACAUGCCAGUCACUUGGUGCUAUGAUGUUGAAGAUGGACAGAAGUUCUGUAAUCCUGGUUUCCCGAUUGGCUGUUUUGUCACAGAAGCCGGUCGACCCAAAGAUGCCUGCGUGGUCAAUUCCAACUUUAAUGAAAAGGAUGCUUUUUACAUCUUUAACCAUGUGGACAUCACCAUCCAUUACCACAUCGUUGAGCACGAACAACUGGGAGCUCGACUGGUCGCGGCCAAGAUUGAACCCAAAAGCUACGAGCACCCCAAUGAAGAUAGCCCCGUUUGUUCCGGGGGGCCGAAGUUCCUGAAAAGCAAACACACCGGCGUGUUUGAGAUCCCGUACACCUACUCUGUCAACUUUGUGGAAGACAAGAAUAUUCGUUGGGCGUCGAGAUGGGACUACAUCCUGGAGUCGAUGCCUCACACCAACAUCCAGUGGUUCAGCAUCAUGAACUCAUUGGUGAUUGUGCUGUUCCUGUCUGGAAUGGUAGCAAUGAUCAUGCUGAGGACUCUGCAUAAAGACAUCGCCAGAUACAAUCAGAUGGACUCUGUGGAGGACGCUCAGGAGGAGUUUGGGUGGAAACUGGUCCACGGAGAUGUUUUCCGACCUCCCAGGAAGGGAAUGCUGCUGUCUGUGUUCCUCGGCUCUGGAACCCAGAUCUUCAUUAUGACCUUCGUCACCCUUUUCUUCGCCUGUCUCGGGUUCCUCUCUCCGGCCAACCGUGGGGCUCUGAUGACAUGUGCGGUUGUUCUCUGGGUUCUUCUGGGAACCCCUGCUGGAUAUGUGGCUGCUCGCCUCUACAAAUCUUUUGGAGGAGAGAAGUGGAAGACCAACGUUCUGCUGACAGCCUUCCUCUGUCCUGGGGUGGUAUUUGCAGAUUUCUUUGUGAUGAACUUGAUCCUGUGGGGCGAAGGGUCUUCGGCAGCCAUGCCAUUCGGGACCCUGGUAGCCAUAUUGGCUCUUUGGUUCUGUAUCUCAGUGCCUCUUACCUUUCUAGGAGCAUACUUUGGCUUCAAGAAGACAGGUAUCGAGCACCCGGUGCGGACCAAUCAGAUUCCUCGUCAGGUUCCAGAGCAGUCCUUCUACACAAAGCCUUUGCCGGGUAUCGUCAUGGGAGGAAUUCUGCCUUUUGGAUGUAUAUUUAUUCAGCUGUUCUUCAUAUUAAACUCCAUCUGGUCCCAUCAGAUGUACUACAUGUUUGGCUUCCUUUUCCUCGUCUUCAUCAUCCUCGUCAUCACCUGCUCCGAGGCCACCAUCCUGCUUUGCUACUUCCACUUGUGUGCCGAGGACUACCACUGGCAGUGGCGCUCCUUCCUCACCAGCGGCUUCACCGCGGUCUACUUCCUGGUCUACGCCAUCCAUUACUUUUUCUCUAAGCUGCAAAUCACUGGACUGGCCAGCACCAUCCUGUACUUCGGAUACACCAUGAUCAUGGCGCUCAUCUUUUUCUUAUUUACAGGUUCAAUCGGCUUCUUCUCCUGCUUCUGGUUCGUUACCAAGAUCUACAGCGUGGUCAAAGUGGACUGAAGGACCCGAACCCUCAGCAGACGAUUGGCUGGAAAUCCCUUUUCUCCCACGAGCCUCUGGAACGUUCAGCUGUCCAUCUGAACUUUACAAUGUGAACCUCCACCUCCUCCUUCCUCCAAGCAGAGAGAACUUCCUCCGGUGUUUGAGCAUGUGACUGGCUCGUUAUUAUGGACACUGAGUAUUUAUCUGCAUAUAAUCUGAUCCAAAAGAUUGUGGAGCAGUUCUCUCUCCUGCGAGGGCUGGCUGGUGAUGUGGUGAUUUUUAUUUUGUUAUUAUAUAUAUAUAUAUAUAUAUAUAU
Cyclopterus lumpus (lumpfish) is the source of this 2380-nucleotide messenger RNA. RefSeq names its product transmembrane 9 superfamily member 2 (gene tm9sf2). Bases 145 to 2082 code for a protein of 645 amino acids. Gene Ontology annotation, biological process: protein localization to membrane. The record is from RefSeq and is a predicted model, not a curated record. NCBI's taxonomy places the organism in Eukaryota, Metazoa, Chordata, Actinopteri, Perciformes, Cyclopteridae. Gene Ontology annotation, cellular component: membrane. The transcript has 17 exons.